UUAACCAAACUGCCGACACACUGCAGCGCGAUCUAUCGGGAACGCGCCACCAACAAUCAUGGCCGCGAUUCUCUCUAUCACGAGACUCAAUAGAGCACGUAUCGUGUAUUCUCCGAAUUAUCAACUCCUCAUUGGUCCGACGAUUCUUUUUUCGACCAAUCAACGUUCCUCUAUCACUCCCCCUUCUCGAAUCAUUUUGUAAUAUACUUAGUGUACAUUUAUUUCGAAGGAAUAUUGUUAUAUCGAACGGAAGAAAAUGGAAAAAGUAAUAUUUAAUAGAAUAAUAUAUAUAUAUGAACGUGGAUGUAUAGGAAUAAUCGAAUAGCAGACGUUUCUGGAAAUUAAACGAUUCUAUGUAACACGAUGAUGUGAUUCGCGGAAGGAUACAAGAUUCUCUCAUUUGAUUCGUCGACGAAUUGAACGGUACCAUCAAGUACUACGCUGAUUAUUGAUUGGUCGAAUCGUAACUUACGAUGUUCAACAAAAUUUUAUAAUUCAUGUUUCUGUUCGUUUAUAUUUCGUAUUAAGAAUUUUUAUCAAUGUUUAUGAUACCGUAUACGUGUACAAAAUAAAAAAAUUAAUUAAUCGUAAUAUUUGAUAUUUAUUUCAUCGUAGAAAUGUAUUUUUUACCUUGUACUAUUCUAUAAGUACGAUUAAUGCUAACCAAUCAGUGAUCGUGCUCUUUUAAAGAGCACAAGUUUAUCAAAUGUGUUCCAGAGAGCGGGUCACCUGCAUGUUACACAUACAAAAUUGUUUGUAUAUGUAAAUCUGGAUAAUAGAUAUUAAGGAAGACGCACAACAAGAUGAUUAAGAUUUUCGUUUAAUCCGAUAAGUGAAAUAAUAAAAAUAUAUAAACGCGAUAAUAAUAUAUUAGAAAAUGGGAAAGUUAGAAAAAGAUAUCGCAUUAUUAAAUCGUAAUAAUAAGAAAAAAAUCGGUGAAUACAAGAAACAAGAGAUAAAGCCAAAGAGAAAGAAACGCAAGAAGGAUCUUGAAAAGUUGCAUCGAAAUGCUUUGGAAGCGUCAAAAGAUUCGUUAAUCGGGAUUUACAGAAACGGGGCAAAAGGCAAAGAAGUAAGAAAAGGUAAAUUACCUCCGAGUAAAUUUUAUAAAGCACGAGUACAAGGAGAAGUUGCGAAAUUUUUAGAUCAAGACACAUCGGAAAGAUCCGAAGAUGUACUCGAACUCUCACCUAAUACCGUACGAGUCAAGUGUAGUAAAAAAGAAAAACUGUUCGAAAGAAUCGUCUCAUCGGACGAAGAAAUACAAUGUCAAAAAAGAAUUUCGAAAAGUCAGUUGAUAGGUUCGAGAAAAUUUUCAUGGUCCGCGAUGUAUCGAUACGAAGAAUUCUGUGCGAUUAUUUGUUCGGAAAAUUUCGACGAUCAGGAUACGAUGAUCCUUCCAGAUUUGCCAGACCCAAUUCUAAAAGUUAAAGAAAAUCUUAAACAUAUGCAUACGGAUGCUAUGAGACAACAUUUUUCACGACCGGACGUUAAUAUUAACGAUUAUUUUGAUGAUUUAAAAAAUGAAAAUACGUUGAAAUCUUCGAUCGAUGAAAACGAUAGUAAAAACGUUUCGAACAUACAAUCAGAAUCUUAUAUAUCUUCUGAUCAUUCGGAAUCAUUAACAGCGGACGUUGUUGAGGAUUCGCACUUUGAAAUAUCGCCAAAAUUUAGUCGCGAAAUCGAAGAUAAAAUGCAAUCAAAUAAUAUUCUAUUUUCUGUACCGAAAAAACCGUCUAAAGAAAUUAAGAAGAUAAAUGUUGAUCAUUUAUCUAAUUUCCAUUUGCCAUCUGAACUGUUCGAUCGACCUAUUUCUACGAUUACUUCUUCAACGGAUGAUGAAAAUAAGAAAGAAAUCAAUUGUCAAAGAUGUGCGAAACGUAAUCUCAAUAAUGUCAAACGUAAUAUGAAGUUUGGAGGUGACGAUGAAUUUCAAGUUAAAAAUAAUAAAAAGUAUAUAUAUAGACACACGGAAAAUAUCGAUACGAAAGAUACAGGGGAUAGAGAAGACGAUAAUUUGAUGUUUAUCAGCAAAUCUCCUAAAGCAAAUAUAUCGGGAGAUCAUUGUAUAGAGACACAAAAAUUCAUUGAAGAUUUUGUAAAAGAUCGUACAAGAAGACACAGGAUACGGGAAUCCAACAAUAUACAUGAGGAAGAUGUAUGUACGAAUCUAAAUGAUCGUGCAAUGGCAUGGAAAGCUACUAAAAAUUUGAAACACGUACCAGCAAUUCUUCGAAGAUCCGUUUGUGAACCUACAAAUAUAACCGACCUUACUCAUCUUUUGAAUGGUAAACGUAACGGCGCAUAUUUUAAAGAACCAUCGAAAAGAAAUCUUGACUUCAACCUAAACAUUUGUUCAUCGUUAUCUUCGAAUGAUAAUUCGAUAAUUAAAACUCAAUUUGUUAAGACAAAUAAAUGUCUUGAGAGUCGACGUUGUACGAUGCCAUUAAAAAAACAAUCUUCUAUGCAUCAGACGGUAGACUUUUGUAUACCCGUUGAAAUGAAUAUAAAAAAAAAUAAGAAUAAAGUGAAUCUGAAUAAAGAUGUGAAAAAAUCUACGCAACUUCGCAAAUCACAUAAAUCCGUGACAUUUUCAGAAGGUAUAUUACUUAACGACGAUGGAUCGAUGCAAUCGCGUUAUUCUCAAAAUCACGAUGCUACGCAACCUACGAGUGUUCAUCGAACAACAGAUACCAACCAUUCUAAACAUUGUCAAAUUUUAAGACAGGAAAUACAGAACGAUAAUCAAUCUCUAUUACUGAAGUCGACGAAACCUGAUCGGAUAUACCAGCCCGAAGUAACAUUUAUAAACCCGUCACAAUGCGACAAAUAUACUACGACACAAAAUUGUCAAGAUAACAAUGAGAGUAAACCUAUUUAUUUUCAAAUUAUAAAUCAAUCGAUGAAACCGUGUACCGAACAAAAAAUAUUUAAUCAAGGAUUAAUAUCAAAACCUAAUAAUUUAACGGCGUAUGAACAACCGUUAUCUAGUCAAUCUAUGAUACAACAAUCUACUGUUCCUGUUACGUCGCAGAAUGUUCAAUUUAUGUUCCGUGAAAAUGAUCCACAUGUCUAUGCUUUUAGCGAACUACAGAAUCUUAAAUUAUUAACAUUAAACGAGUCUCAAAACAUGUAUGUCAGUGCUCUAAAUUCUGUACACGAACAAAAACGAGGUAAUGAGUGUGCAAUAAUCCCAAAUGUUGAUCAACCAACGAAAUACUUGGCCAUUGAAAAAGAUCUAAACACACAGAGAAUCCCGAUUUAUUUUCAUAAUAACGAUAAAUCUAUUAGUCAACAAUAUAUGCCUUGCAAAGUAAUUACGGCUGUAGAGAAGCAAAAUAACGAUAAAGUGUUCUUCCACGAACCUACCUCACAAGUUAUACUUUUACAGGGAAAUCAUUUAAAUGAUAGAAAUCGUCAAUUUGUUGAUUAAAAUAAUAGACAUCUUGUCGGAAAUAAGGGAACUUAUUUAAAAGAUUAGUGCUGUAUAUAUUGAAAUACUUCGAAUCUCGAUAAAUAUUAUUAAUUUUGUUUAAAAGAAAUAUUUAAAAUACAAAGAGAAAAAAAUUUGGUUUAUAUUAUAAGAUGAGAUUACUCAAACGAAAAAAAAAAAAAUGUAUUUAAAAAUACUUGAUUGCAUGAGGCACUUAUACGAAAUUACACCAAUUAUUACUAUUUACAUAUCAAAUUCUAUAAUAAUCGAUCAAAGUACAUUUCUGCACCAUUUUUUUGAAACUUUUUUAUCGAUUCUUAUAUAAGUACAAAAACAACAAAAAAUCGAACAUUUUCUUCUUACAAUAUUAAAUUUGUAAAAAUGUCAUUAAUUCUUUAGUUCUUAUUUAAAUCAAUUC
Messenger RNA from Vespula vulgaris, 3851 nucleotides. RefSeq lists its product as uncharacterized. Bases 878 to 3433 code for a protein of 851 amino acids. The record is from RefSeq and is a predicted model, not a curated record. Lineage: Eukaryota; Metazoa; Arthropoda; Insecta; Hymenoptera; Vespidae. The transcript has 6 exons.